Diversispora eburnea is the source of this 834-nucleotide messenger RNA. The record is from the annotation of a GenBank genome assembly. Lineage: Eukaryota; Fungi; Glomeromycota; Glomeromycetes; Diversisporales; Diversisporaceae.
AUGGUUGUUCCCGCCGAACUAGCAACCCAAGCAACUUGUUAUGGAUUACCAUUCGGAAUGUUCGGGAUAUUCUGCUGGUCUUUCACAUUUUUCAGUGUGUCUUUGACGCAUGCAAAUUGUCCUGUAUUUACUCCUUGGAAGUGGGGUAAAGACUAUAAAGCACAAAGCGCAUUACUUAUGACCGUUUCAACCAUUUUAAUACUAGGACCGACCAUCUACACAUGUUUCAAGUGUAGGUCGGAAUGGAUAAUGUUACUUGUAGCACUUGGACAGCUCACACCCUGGAGUCUUAAGAUAAUGAAUGAUGGUUUCGUAAGCCUAAAAUAUGACGACGACAAUGGUCUCUGGAAAUCUUACAAAAUGGCCGGUAUUAUUCUUACCAUCCCUUUUUCACUCGUAGGUUGGAUCGGAAUGACAGCACUAAGCAUUUCGCUAAUGAAAACAGAAAUGGCAGUUAGUGUCUGGAUAUGGUCAUUAUACCUAGUUGCAUUGAUUGCAAUGAUGUUGACAUGUUUGGUUGAAAAUCUUACCUUUCGCUUUUCAAUGAUAUACAUCUUUGCAACCAUUCACAUUAUUGGGUCACAUGUAAUUUUUGCACUUAUUACUGGUCAUUGGGGUGGACUUGCUACUACAGGUGAUUCUGAAACUACUGAUCCAAGUACGUCAUCCAAUUCAGGAUCAGAAAGUACUCAUGAAAAGAAGUGUUUAUUGUACACGGACACUGUCCAUGUGGAUGUUCGCUGUCCGCAUAUUCAAUCAGUUAUUUGUCAUGCGGACAUGUCCAAUGUCCCACGGGACACUUUGAUCGUGCCAAUAAUAAAUGACCUUCCGUGA